AUGUCUUGCCACAGCUGCUCUGCCAACUACAGCUUGGGAUCCCUCGGCAAUCCCUGCCAUCUUCCUCUCGCCUCCUCCAUCACCCUCUGUCCUACGGGCGUGAGCUGUGGUGAUGUCCUCUGCCUGCCCAGUAACUGUCAAGACCAUCUCCGGCCUCUGGACAACUGCCAAGAGACCUGCGGUGAACCCAGCAGCUGCCAGCCAGCCCACCGUGAGCCCAGCAACUUCGAAACUUCUUGCUGCCCGUCUACUAUGUAUUAUGUGUCCAGACCCUGCCAAGGAACCACUUUUCUUCCUGCUGCCUCUUACGUCUCUGGCUCCUGCCUCCCCAUCUCCUACAGACCUCUGACUUAUGUGUCCAGCAGCUGCCGACCCCUGAGCCUCCCUACUUAUGGAUGCCGCCCCUUGGGCUGUUUGCCCUGUAAUCCUCAACCACUUCAAGUUGUGCCAAGUGGCCUCAGACCUCUGCGUCCGCUCUUGGGUGGGUGCCAACCUCUGACCCACGUGUACAGCACUUGCCGUCCAUCCUGCUCUGCACCGGGAGGCCAGUAG
This is a messenger RNA of Hyaena hyaena (striped hyena), 552 nucleotides long. Its product is annotated as keratin-associated protein 26-1. Lineage: Eukaryota; Metazoa; Chordata; Mammalia; Carnivora; Hyaenidae. The record is from RefSeq and is a predicted model, not a curated record. Bases 1 to 552 code for a protein of 183 amino acids. Gene Ontology annotation, molecular function: structural molecule activity. The transcript has a single exon. Gene Ontology annotation, cellular component: keratin filament.